Fomitiporia mediterranea MF3/22 is the source of this 1981-nucleotide messenger RNA. RefSeq lists its product as uncharacterized. Bases 163 to 1680 code for a protein of 505 amino acids. The transcript has 9 exons. Lineage: Eukaryota; Fungi; Basidiomycota; Agaricomycetes; Hymenochaetales; Hymenochaetaceae. The record is from RefSeq and is a predicted model, not a curated record.
CCGCCAUUCUUCUCCCCAUAAGACCAGCAACGGCUCCUGUGUGGCCUCCAGCUCGCGCUCGCUGCUCCCCUGGCCUCCAGCUGCUUCUCCUUCAGAUUCACCCCAGUCCACUCCGACCAAGAUCAGGACCAAGAGCAACAACAGCAAGACCAACACGCGGAGAUGAUUCAAGUAACCAAUGCACGGCGUGCAAGCUCGUCAGCGACGACCUUCCGCAAGGACUCGUGUCCUGUCCAAGGCGAAGGUUUCGAACACUGGGGUGCAUGGUACAAUGACAAGCAUUACUCGCUCGAGGUCAUCCAACAUCCGAUCAGGGCCCGAAUGUGCGGGUUUGGUGAUAAAGAUCGUCGACCGUUAGCUCCUGCCGCCGUAGCGAAAAUGACAGUCCGCCGAGAGGACAAUAGUAUAGUCGACGUAGACGAUUUAGAUGUCGCAUUUUUUGUGGUCACAGUGGACCUUUGGUCAGCCGACGGGAAACAAGAAAUGAACCUGGUCCUGCACCCGUCAUCAGCGGAUCGCUAUAUCCCAACUCAUGUUAGCAAACCGCGACGACGUGGGAACGGCCCAGGUGGUGGCAGCUCGGCACCCGACCCACAAUCUUCUCAACCUUCUUUACAAGCCCUCCCGCCUCCUGCAGCAGCGUACGCUCAUGCACAACACCAAUCUGCGUACCCGGGAUAUCCCGCUCAACAUCCAGGCGCCUCUGAUCCAAAUGCGGCGCCGCCAUAUCCCACCCACCCUCCGUACCCACACUAUCCCGAGCACGCCGCGUGGGGCUAUCCACCCUACCCGCCCUACCAACAUCCGGGCUAUCCGGGCUAUCCUCUGCCGCCGAUCCAGUCGUUCCACAGCAGGAUGGGAACUCCAGCCCAGACGCCUUGGCAAAAUGAUCCUUCCCGCGGCGAUCCUCCAGCGGCUUCUGGUCCGAAUGAUGCGGAGGGACCAUCGUAUCCCGCCUCUUCUCCUGCGCCUCCGCCAGCUCCGGCAUAUGGAACUCCAUAUGGCCCGCCACCGCCGCCUGUUGAUGGCGGACCGUUAUACGCUAUGCAACCAUAUGGUCCACCACCAGCACAUUACCCAUAUGCGCAACCACCUCCCCCGGCUCCCUUGCCUCCUUCAACUCCAGCACCGGCUCAUCAUUCCCAGUCUCAAUCACAAUCUCAGUCUCAAUCGUCGGCUCCGUCGGCCUCUUCAGGGUCCAACGCGUCUGCGGGCCCGAGCUCGUCGAAGCACAACCCAUCAGCGCCCUCAGUACCGCUGCCUCGGCACACAUACACUCGCACUCUCGUGGGUCCUCUUUCCGCAAACGCGGCACGAUUGAACGACGAACAUCGCAAGCCCGGGAUUUUCUUCCUUUUCCAAGACCUCUCAAUCCGAACAGAAGGGACUUUCAGGCUUCGACUGCGGCUGAUGAAUGUCGGCGCGCAUCCGGCGCCUGAACCUGGUGCGAACCGUGUGAUGACUGGUAUCGCACCAAUCCUCGCACAAACGUUCACGGAAUCAUUCACCGUCUAUUCUGCCAAGCGUUUCCCAGGUGUUCCAGAUACAACCGCGUUAUCGAUUGCUUUCGGGAACCAGGGCCAAAAGCUUCCUUUGCGCAACCGCCACGGUUCGCGUCAGGCUGGUCGCCGACGUCGCCGCGACGAAUCAGAUUCAGAGGAAAAUUCCGAUGGGUCAUAAGCUUAGAUUUUGAAUUAUUAAUUCUUGGUCUUCGAUUCUUUGUUUAUCGUUUUCUUGACGCCUUGCUUGUAUCAUAUAAUUUCUCUUGGUCUCCUGCUCGUGCUAGAUCGUAUUCUUGUUUGUCUUAUGGUUCAUUUUUGUUUGCUGCGUCCUAUAGUCUUGUUUCGGCUUGUUUAUUUGGUUGUCUAGUUUGUUGCGUUCAGCGUCGACGCCUUAUGUACAUUUCGUACUUUGUCUUACUCGUCAAAUCAAAAUCACCACACAGAAGAAAAGAGGAAAAUUCAGACUUGGUUGAUGAAAC